This is a messenger RNA of Zingiber officinale, 2036 nucleotides long. RefSeq names its product protein-tyrosine sulfotransferase-like. The transcript has 14 exons. Gene Ontology annotation, cellular component: membrane. Gene Ontology annotation, molecular function: heparan sulfate 6-sulfotransferase activity. Bases 263 to 1768 code for a protein of 501 amino acids. NCBI's taxonomy places the organism in Eukaryota, Viridiplantae, Streptophyta, Magnoliopsida, Zingiberales, Zingiberaceae. The record is from RefSeq and is a predicted model, not a curated record.
AAAUUGUCCUUCUCUUUAUUCACACUCCCCUUCCUUUAUCAAACCUUAUCACCUCUGGCCGCACUUCCUCCCUAACAGACACUUGCCUCCCCUUGCCGCACUUCCUCACAAACAGACCCUAAUUCUUCGCUGAUUGGCGGCGACGAAGCGGCGGCAGUGGCCAAUUGCAGGGCAAGAGUCACAGGAUCAAUUGAACCACUUAAUUGCUUUGGUAUGGAGAUUAAAAUUUUGAGCUUGUACCAGCCAUAUUUAAUAAAGCAUCAUGACACCGAGAUGUAAAGUAAUGUCACACAUAUUCAUAUGUGGUUUAUUGAUCUUUAUUUAUUUAGUAUCGACCUUAUUAACGGUGUCUUCUAGUGGCGAUGAUUAUUUACACUGUGAAAGUAUCAUGAGAAACUGGGUCGAUUCUUCCAUGGAAACAGAAGUCCAUACAGAUGAGCUGAUACUAAAGGAUCUAUUGUUUUUUCUGCAUGUUCCAAGAACUGGGGGCCGAACAUACUUCCACUGCCUUUUGAGAAAGCUUUACACGAGUCCUCAGAAGUGUCCACUUUCCUAUGACAAAUUACGACUCGAUCCAAGCAAACCAAAUUGCAGAUUGAUGGUUUCCCAUGAUGACUAUAGCUUGAUAUCUAAAUUACCAAAGCACAAAACGUCAGUUGUAACAAUUUUAAGGCAUCCGAUUGAUCGUGUGUUCAGCACAUAUGAAUCCUCUGUCGAACUUGCAGCUGAAUUUCUUGUGCAUCCAAAUUUAACUUCAACAACCCAAAUGUUUAGACGGAUUGUACUGGAUAUCUGGCCAUGGAAGUAUUUAGUUCCUUGGAUGAGGCAGGACUUAUUUGUAAGGAGGCAUGCUAGAGAACUUGGAAGACUUAGAAAGAUUGAAGAGACGAAUAAUCCAUAUGACAUGGAAGAGAUGGUCAUGCCCUUACAAGAGUUCAUUAAUGACCCAAUAGCUCAUGAGAUCAUUCACAACGGAGCAACUUUUCAGGUAGCAGGAUUAACAAACAACUCAUAUUUAGAAGAAUUGCAUGAUGUCCGCAAUUGUCUUAGGAAGCACCCUGAAUUUGGCCAUUAUGUUCUUGAGGUUGCUAAGCAUAGGUUGGAUCAUAUGUUAUAUGUUGGUCUUACUGAAGAGCACAAGAAGUCUGCUAAUAUGUUUGCUGAAUUGGUUGGAGCACAAGUUAUUUCCCAGUCUGAAGCCUGGAGCUCUACUGAGCAGGAAACAACCAACAAAACUGAACCUAGCUUUUCUUAUUCAUAUCCUGCUGAUGGACUAAAACAGGCUGAGGGUAUUGCUGGCUAUCUAAAUAUAACCGAGAUCCUUUCACCACAUGAUGAACCAGGAAGAGAAAAUAUGACUGUUGGAAAGUUGAUAGAGGCAUAUGAAAAAUGCAAUUCCAAUUUACGGAAAUUUCAAACAACCCGACACACAAUGUCUCUGAAAAGGAUUUCUCCUGUGAAAUUUUCAAAGAAGGCACGCCGUUCUGUUCCUGCUUCGAUUCUUGAUCAAAUACAAUAUCUGAACAGUCUUGAUGUGGAACUUUACAAACAUGCUCAAGAUAUAUUCAGGCGGCAGGAGAAACAUGUCGUGCAAAAUGAUGACAAGGGAAACCUGAAGGCCCAAGAGGAACUGCAGACAUCAGGAUGUGGCAGCUUAUUUAGUUGCUUGCCAUGGAAGAUUUUAUCGAUCAUUGCAUUUCUUGCUGUUAUUGUUCUUGCGAUUCUAGUAACAAAACGCAGGAGAGCGGGUAAAUUGAAGAUGUUUUGACCAAAAAACGGGCAUGCCCUACCUGUGUUGUGUUGUUGCCUCUCCAACUGGUCUGGUCCACUUGGAUCGACUUGGCCAAUUGUACUGUCUCCCAUGGCACAUGAAACUAGAAUUUCAGAUUUUCUUAUGCUACGUUUAGUUGAGUGUAAUGUAAUUUAAUUUGUAAUAUAAUUAAAUUUAUAAUGUAAUAUAAUCUUAAUUAUAUUGCUAUGUUUGGUAAUGUAAUGUAUGUAAUUUUUGAUUACAAGGAUGAUUGUAUUCUUUUGUU